Ostrinia furnacalis (Asian corn borer) is the source of this 1721-nucleotide messenger RNA. Its product is annotated as G-protein coupled receptor moody. The record is from RefSeq and is a predicted model, not a curated record. Gene Ontology annotation, cellular component: membrane. NCBI's taxonomy places the organism in Eukaryota, Metazoa, Arthropoda, Insecta, Lepidoptera, Crambidae. Gene Ontology annotation, biological process: G protein-coupled receptor signaling pathway. The coding region runs from base 301 to 1617 and encodes 438 amino acids. The transcript has 3 exons. Gene Ontology annotation, molecular function: G protein-coupled receptor activity.
UUUCUAAGAACAAUUCGACGGACUUAAACACCGAAAUAACCGAUAGUUUAUCUUUGCAGAUACCGUACAAUGGGACCGACAUGGCAGUGAUAUGCGUGAUACGCGUCCACUUCCUGAGCAGCUGUGCGGCGAUAACCUCGCCCAUCGACGAAAUGCUUUAUCAACAAACAUACAUUAGCGACCUCUUGCCACUGAGCAAGUUCUGGGGUGUUCAGUCGCACGCGGCGAUCGAGCGCGUCCCGACCUAAGUGAAUAUGGAUCGAGAAGUGUGUGUGAUCGAAUGAUGUUCAGUGAGUUAAGAUGGGUGAUCUGCUGCCGAGUAUACCUAAGAGCACGUUCGCCAGCGACGUAGAGGGGCACAACUGGAGCGUGGUGGGCCUGGACGAGUACAGCACGGACGACGCGCUGGCCGCGGUGGAGCUCUUCAAGGACUACCCUGAGGGCCUGCUGCGCUUCGCUUCGGUUUGCUGCGUGCUGUUCAUGCUGGUGGGCAUCCCGGGAAACCUGAUCACUAUCAUCGCGCUGGCUCGCUGCAAAAAGGUCCGCAACGCAACCGCUGUGUUUAUAAUGAACCUGUCCUGCUCGGAUCUGCUGUUCUGCUGCUUCAACCUGCCGCUGGCCGCGUCCACCUUCUGGCGAAGAUCCUGGGCGCACGGCAGGAUCCUCUGCCGCAUGUUCCCGCUUGCAAGAUACGCGCUCGUGGCCGUCUCGCUGUUCACCGUUCUGGCCAUCACCAUCAACAGAUAUGUGAUGAUAUCGCAUCCUAGGCUUUAUCCAAAGUUAUAUAAACGACGAUACUUGGCUGUUAUGGUAGCUAGCACAUGGAUAUUUUCGUUCGGAGCACUAAUUGCGACAUGGCUUGAAAAAUGGGGUCGAUUUGGUUUGGACCCAACGAUUGGCUCAUGCUCCAUACUACCAGACAAGAACAAUAGAUCUCCAAAAGAAUUCCUCUUCGUUGGAGCAUUUAUGCUACCUUGCUUAGCGAUUGUGGUAUGCUAUGCUAGAAUAUUCUGUAUAGUUAGAGAAGCAGCAAGGAAAUCUCGGGCCCCUGCAAAAAGCCGACCACGGCUAGAAGAUUCAGCUGUUGGAUCAGCUUCGACUGCUCUUGAAAGAUCUCCAGGUCCCGAGAAUGGAAUCAAUCACGUCGCUCCACCACGCAGGGCGCUACUUGCUCCUCCUGCUUUACAUUGCCCUCCAACACCAGGCCCGGAAAGGUCAUCUUCGUCUGGCGUAGAUACUCUAGAUGGCCAUGAUGACGAAUGUGCACUUGAUGCAAAGCCACGGACACCAAGUGGCGGUGAAACUGCAAAAAGACUACGUCAAGCAGCAGUUGCUCUACGGCGAUCGCCCGCUUCAGUGCGACCGCCCCGACUGACACCAAAAGACAGAAAGCUUUUGAAGAUGAUAAUGGCCAUCAUGCUUUCUUUCUGGGUCUGCUACCUACCUAUAACUUUGACGAAAAUAUUUAGGGAGUUCACGUCGCACCCCGCUGCGAACAUAGCGGGGUACAUUUUGAUAUACUUGACGACGUGCAUCAACCCGAUCAUUUACGUGGUGAUGUCGAGCGAGUACCGGCAGGCGUACAAGAACUUGUUGAUGUGUCGGCGGUGGGCGUGACGUUCGUCUGGCGACGGCGUCUCCGAGAAGCGCCCGCCGUGACUAGUCGUGAACGAUGGCGCUUCCUGAGCCAUCGGUGCAAUCAGACACUACAGGUUGCACGC